Candoia aspera is the source of this 7361-nucleotide messenger RNA. Its product is annotated as protein argonaute-1. Gene Ontology annotation, molecular function: miRNA binding; protein binding; single-stranded RNA binding. The coding region runs from base 111 to 2690 and encodes 859 amino acids. The record is from RefSeq and is a predicted model, not a curated record. Gene Ontology annotation, biological process: regulatory ncRNA-mediated post-transcriptional gene silencing. NCBI's taxonomy places the organism in Eukaryota, Metazoa, Chordata, Lepidosauria, Squamata, Candoiidae. The transcript is spliced from 19 exons.
UGCGGCUGCAGCGGCGCCCAGGUCCCGGCGCGCGCGUGGACGCGGCUCGUCGCUGCCUCUCUCGCCCCCUCCCCUCCCCCCCGGUCCGGGGCGCCGCCCGCGUGGAUGGGAUGGAAGCGGGUCCCUCGGGAGCAGCAGCUGCUGCAGGCACUUACCUGCCACCCCUCCAGCAGGUAUUUCAAGCUCCUCGCCGGCCUGGGAUAGGAACUGUUGGGAAGCCCAUCAAACUCUUGGCCAACUACUUUGAAGUAGACAUUCCCAAAAUUGAUGUCUAUCACUAUGAAGUUGACAUCAAGCCAGACAAGUGUCCACGCAGAGUCAACAGGGAGGUUGUGGAAUAUAUGGUACAACACUUCAAACCUCAGAUCUUUGGAGACCGGAAGCCUGUGUACGAUGGAAAGAAGAACAUCUAUACUGUCACUGCUCUGCCUAUUGGGAAUGAAAGGGUUGACUUUGAGGUGACAAUUCCCGGGGAAGGCAAAGACCGGAUCUUCAAGGUCUCUAUUAAGUGGAUGGCCAUUGUGAGCUGGCGGAUGCUCCAUGAAGCUCUGGUGAGCGGGCAGAUCCCUGUUCCUUUGGAAUCUGUCCAGGCCCUUGAUGUUGCCAUGAGACACCUGGCUUCCAUGAGGUACACCCCAGUGGGGCGUUCCUUCUUCUCUCCCCCUGAAGGAUACUAUCACCCCCUGGGAGGAGGUCGGGAGGUCUGGUUUGGCUUCCAUCAGUCCGUCAGACCUGCCAUGUGGAAGAUGAUGCUCAAUAUAGAUGUGUCUGCAACUGCGUUCUACAAGGCCCAGCCGGUGAUUGAGUUCAUGUGUGAAGUCCUGGACAUCCGGAAUAUUGACGAGCAGCCAAAGCCUCUGACCGACUCCCAGAGAGUUCGGUUCACGAAGGAAAUCAAGGGUUUGAAAGUGGAAGUUACUCACUGUGGACAAAUGAAGAGGAAAUACCGUGUGUGUAAUGUUACUCGGCGUCCAGCUAGUCACCAAACGUUCCCCUUGCAGCUGGAGAGCGGACAGACUGUGGAAUGCACGGUAGCGCAAUACUUCAAACAGAAGUACAACCUGCAGCUGAAGUACCCCCACCUGCCCUGUCUCCAAGUCGGUCAAGAGCAGAAGCACACCUAUCUGCCUCUGGAGGUGUGUAACAUUGUGGCCGGCCAGCGGUGCAUCAAAAAGUUGACGGACAAUCAGACGUCUACCAUGAUCAAAGCUACAGCACGAUCUGCUCCUGACAGGCAGGAAGAAAUCAGCCGGUUGAUGAAAAAUGCCAGUUAUAACCUGGACCCAUACAUACAGGAGUUUGGCAUAAAAGUGAAAGAUGACAUGACAGAAGUGACUGGACGGGUCCUUCCAGCCCCGAUUUUACAAUAUGGAGGGCGGAAUCGUGCCAUUGCCACACCCAACCAGGGGGUCUGGGACAUGAGAGGGAAGCAGUUCUACAAUGGGAUUGAGAUCAAAGUGUGGGCCAUCGCCUGUUUUGCCCCCCAGAAGCAGUGCAGAGAAGAAGUGCUGAAGAACUUCACAGACCAGCUGCGCAAGAUUUCUAAGGAUGCAGGGAUGCCGAUCCAGGGCCAGCCUUGCUUCUGUAAAUACGCACAAGGUGCUGACAGUGUGGAGCCUAUGUUCCGACACCUUAAAAACACAUAUUCGGGACUCCAGCUUAUCAUAGUCAUCCUGCCAGGGAAGACACCGGUGUAUGCGGAGGUGAAGCGUGUAGGGGACACCCUUCUGGGCAUGGCCACUCAGUGUGUGCAGGUCAAAAAUGUGGUGAAGACCUCACCCCAGACUCUUUCCAACCUUUGUCUCAAGAUCAACGUUAAACUUGGCGGAAUUAACAAUAUCUUGGUGCCCCAUCAGCGCUCUGCCGUUUUUCAGCAACCAGUUAUAUUCCUGGGAGCUGAUGUGACUCAUCCUCCAGCCGGUGAUGGGAAGAAGCCUUCCAUAACAGCCGUGGUGGGGAGCAUGGAUGCCCACCCAAGCCGCUACUGUGCCACGGUUCGGGUACAGCGGCCACGCCAGGAAAUCAUUGAAGACCUUUCCUAUAUGGUUCGAGAGCUCCUUAUCCAGUUCUACAAGUCCACGCGCUUCAAGCCAACACGCAUUAUCUUCUACCGGGAUGGUGUGCCUGAGGGACAGCUGCCACAGAUUCUUCACUAUGAACUUCUGGCCAUCCGAGACGCCUGCAUCAAACUGGAGAAGGACUACCAGCCAGGCAUCACCUACAUUGUGGUUCAGAAAAGACAUCACACUCGCCUCUUCUGUGCAGACAAGAACGAGAGGAUUGGCAAAAGUGGGAACAUCCCAGCAGGAACUACAGUUGAUACGAACAUUACUCACCCUUUUGAGUUUGACUUCUACCUGUGCAGUCAUGCCGGCAUCCAGGGUACGAGCAGACCUUCCCAUUACUAUGUCCUUUGGGAUGAUAACCGGUUCACAGCAGAUGAGCUCCAAAUCCUCACCUACCAGCUUUGCCACACGUAUGUCCGUUGUACCCGCUCUGUUUCUAUCCCAGCACCAGCAUACUACGCCCGUUUGGUGGCCUUCCGGGCACGAUACCACCUUGUCGACAAAGAGCAUGACAGUGGAGAAGGCAGCCACAUCUCCGGCCAGAGCAACGGCCGGGAUCCGCAGGCUCUCGCCAAGGCGGUGCAAGUUCAUCAGGACACUUUACGUACCAUGUACUUUGCUUGAAAGCCCAACAUUUUUACCUCACUCCAGAAAGCUUUCCGAUUUGUAGGAGCCAUAGAAAAAAAAAGGAAGAAAGAAAGAAAGGAAAAGAAAAGGAAGCAUUGGAGCACCGUGUGGGCAUCCAAUGGGGAGAUCACUGCAGGCCGCGGAUAAAACAUUUGAAGGAGGCCCCCUGCGUUUUCCAGGGUCGACUCAGGAGAACUGCUUAACUGGAUGGACACACCAUUGUAGUAUUAAAGCAAGAGAGACUCUGUUUUUCAGGCUUUCCAGUUACCUGACCAAACAAAUGCAACAUAUUGAAACCAAGGGAGGGAAUCUGUCUUUCAGUUAACAAAAAAAAAAAACAGGUUUUCAUCGCUGGGAAGGUGGGCAGGAGAUGCAAAAGGAGACUUCUGACUGUGAAAUAAGAAGGGUUUCAGUCCUCUAAUGCCCCAAUCAAAAUGCUGUUUCUUAUUGUUUUGGGGGUGGGAUAGGGGAGGGACUUGUAGAGCCUUAAAACAGAUGACUAGAUUUAUAAAAACUAAUAUUUUAGGAUACAGAAUGCUUUAAUUGGCACAGAAGAAAAGAAGCCAGUAGUUUAUAGAUGAAUUUUAACACUGUUACCCCCUCUCCAUGAAGAAGAAUGAUUUUUUUCCUCCCCUUUCUAUAUGAUAAUGGUGUAAGGUACCCGCAGCACUUACCACAAAGCCGAAAAGGAAACUUGUCUUCCGCUGUUUAAAAGUGGGUUGGCUGCUGCCCUUUUAAUGCAGCAGAAACACACUGUGGGCGAGUGCCUUACUGCAAUGCUGCAAAAUGUGGACAGUUCUUCACCUUUCAAACUGGGGGGGAAAAAAAGGGAAAGAAAACCAACAAUGCUCUUGUCUUGCUGGUGGUCAGGAUCUCUAGCUUGAAAGUGGUUUUUUUUUUUUUUUUUGCUUUUGUUUUGUUUUAUGUUCACCAAGCGUACCAUUUCAUGUUAGCUCACAGCCUCACGAUGGGUUAAAAUUCUGUGCACUUUUAACAUGACAUAUGAAUUUGGAGAGCUGCUGAUGAUAAAACCUGCUUUUUUUAAAAGAAGAAAAAAAUAUUGAUUGAACUGCUUCUGAUAUAUUUCUUGCGUGGUGAUUUUUUUUUCCUUUUUAAUUUAAAGAAAGCUGCAUUUCUGAUGAACAGGGUGUGUGUAAAAGGAAGAAUGUUUUUGUCUGCCCUGCAAGCACAAAAAAGAACUCUGCUAUCAAUUCAUGUCCUGAUUUUUUAAUAUAUUGAUGAGAUUUUUUAUUACCAAGUAUUUUUAUACAAUGCCGAGUCUCUUGCCAAAACUGACACUCAAAUUCUCGUGUUUACAUCAUCUUGCUCCUUUUCCCCUCCCCAACAUUUGGGAAUAUUCUUACAGCGCACAAAGUAGAUUGCUUUAUCACCACAUGAGCUCAAAUUGGAAUUAUACCAAGAAGAUUUACAGGUGGCUGAGUUUCCCAUGAACGGCACAGUCACUCCAGAACCCUUGUGCUGUACAGCGAAGGAAUUAUAAUUGCAUCUACCACCGUUUUGUAACGCCAAUGUGUUCUCAAGCCAUCCUGGAAUUCUGCUGUUUUUAUAUCUAGCAUGGCAGGAAAGGUAGACCUGAAAUUCUCCCAGUCAACCCCGCUUCUCUAGCUUGCUUUGAGGUCAGAACAUUAAAACACGCUUUGCUGUCGUCUGUAGAAAUGGAUCCUGACCUUCUAGGGACAAAACAAACCAGUCCUUUUACCCAUGGCUGUGGAUUCCUGUUUUCCUUCCUGCAACAAACACCUUAAAUAGGAAAGGUAGGAAAUAAACUGGCCUGUGCUGACCUCUUGCAGACCAAUUCUGGCUGUUUUAGUUCUUAAGGAACUGUGCGCCGUACGUUGUCUCCAGACCAUAUUGUUGCUUCACAGUUUUAUCUUCGAGUGCCAAAGUGAGCUUUCAGCAACAGCAACAGCAAAAGAACCCAUUUCCUGUAGAGCUGGGUAAUGCUCUUGUAAUUUUAUCCCCAGGAAAAGAAACACCUGUGGAGUGAGAGUUGUGGACUGCUUGUGCUUCCAACAUGAAGUUUAGCGUCAAUUUUCUUCGUUUAGGCCUUACCCCUUCUCUUCCCCGUCCUGCCCCUGCUUCACCAUAUCCCACAGGGCAGAAUGUUAACCCAUCAGAAUGCUAUGCAAACAAGCAGGCCACUCAGAAUGGGACACAGCUUCACAAUUUGAUUGUGAGUCUGUAUUCUUUAGCCACAAUUACAGCCAUUGCUAAGGGAAUGCACCAGCCCAACAGUGUGCACAAAGAGGUGGUGGAGUUUUCUGACAUGGUGCCCUAUCCCAGAUGGCUUAUAAGCAACGUGUCUGGUCGCUCUGCUUAAUGUGGGCGUAGCUGAUUGGUCUACAUGAUGAGUAAUGCAGAUUGUGGGUUCAGUAAUCCCCCAUUCCGUCCUCCUUUGCUUUCACUUAGCGGCUUUGAAUCCUUCAAAGUUGGAACGGUGUUGCCCUGGGCACCUGCUCUCGGACAAAUGCAUCAAGACCGAAAGCCCACAUUGCUUAACGAAGUGCCUGCACGGCUUGCUCACCUACCAGCCUUCAUCAAGAUCCUUGUACACGAUUAUUGCUCGCCUCGCCCCUUCUGAGCUUGGGCGUGAGAAUGCAUUUAAAAAAAACAAAAAACAGGAAUAACAUUUUGAGUUUUUCUUGGUGUCUCUUCACCCCGUCUGCCUCUUCCUGCUUGGAGGAGAUUCUCCCUUCUGACACCAGCGCUGCAACUGCGAUUCUGAAGCAUUUUUGAGCAAGAAUAAAUGACUUGGGCGUUUGCAGAAUCGGGGAAGUGGGGGGGGGGGGAACAAGGGAAUCCAAAAGAAACUUGGAGCUUUGUCAAAACAGCAGCAGCAGCAGCAGCAGCAACUGCUUUAAAACAAACACCAAGCCUCCAGGACUUGAAUUGUUACCAGUGGACACUGUUUUCAGAUUUUUUGCACUCCACGGUUAGGUUGCUGCUUUUAAUGGAGGGCUGCGUGGCAUGAUUAAGGAGAUGUAAGUGGCAAGCGCUUUCCUCACCCCCCCACCUCACCUCUCCCCACCUGGUGCAUGCAGAGUUUUCACUAAGUGCCGUAAAUAAUGUAAUUGCUGCGACCUCUUUGAAACAAUGUUUUCUGGGUUUGGGGUGAUCCCCUUUUUUGUUUCGAUGUUCUAAGAACUGAGCUAGACACCCCCCCCCCACACACACGCAUGUACUACGUAACAAAGGCUACCUGUUGCAUUCCUGCUUUGCUUGGGCAAAACUGUGUAUUCUGUCUUUUUGAUGGUCAGAGUGUGCACACCAAAGAGGAAGCCUUCUCCGCUGCUUCUUCCAUCACUAAGUGUGGCUGCCGCUGCACACUGCACGGGUGUUUCGUGAGAUCCGCCAAAAAACCUGUUUUGGAAUAUUUCGCCUUGCACCUUAGCCUGUAUUCCUUGUGCCAACCCUCUCCUCCUCCUGUGGUGGGAAACGUUGCUGACUCCCCACAGGCUGUGUGGGUGGGGUUGCGGGGAGGGGGGCGUGAAAUGCAGCAUUAAAAAGUAGCUCUCAGUUGUUGGUUUUGAUGGUGGUGGUGGUGGUGGUGAUGAUGAUUUUUCAAUUUUGCCUGCACUGCUGCUUGUUCCAAUGUACUGCUUAUAUUUGAACAAAGAAAAAGGGAGUGGAUGGAUGAGGCUUCAAAAGGCACGAAGAAGAAAUGUAAACCAAGGCCCAGAAGAAGAUUGGAGUCUGGUGGUUUGAACAGCGGGCCCUGAUGCCACACCAGAAGCUGGCACCGCAAGGACUUGGCUUCAGAACUAGCCUGGCCUAUCGGAUUGAAGGAUUCCAGUUGUCUGUGGGGACGUUUGUCUUUGGAUCCUGGAUGUCUACAGCUGAGAUGGUGUCUCUCUAGCAUCUAGGUAUUGCUGGAUUCCAGUUUACAUCAUCUCAACACCAUUGGCUAUGUUGGGUGGGGGUUAUGAGAGUUGGAAGCCAGCAACAUCUGGAAGCAGUAGGUUCCCCCAUCCCUGAUAGGAGGACCUGGCAACAUCCACUUGACAAGUUAAGGGGAAUCAUAGGGACUUCGUUUCAUUUGGUGGAUGCAAACGUCUUUCGGGUUAUGCUGCGCUCUUGUCAAAAUUGCCGAAUUGGGUGCAAAUGCCUUUCUGAUGUCUAGUUCUAAAUGCUUAUAUGGCACCGAGAGCUUUCAUCUGAAAGAGCUGUUUUUCCUGUCUGUUGAAAAACUUGUGAAAUCUUUUUCUCUACUCAGUACUGUUCUAAAAAGAAAAAUUACUGGGUUGUGGGGUUUUUUUGGCUUUAUUUUUUGCUUCUUUGUUUUAUCUUUUAUCAUUUUGGGACCAACGAAGCAACUACUGUCCAUAAAAAGCUGACGUUGUAGAAAAGAUGUAAUUUCCAGUGUUUUUCUUUCUCCUCCUCCUCCCCUUUCCUUUUAUUCAAGUGUUAAAAGCAUCUUGGCAGCACAGUGCAAACUUGUUGUGCUGGUUCUAUCUCGAGAGAGCCACACAGCAGAACAGCAAUAAUAAAAAGAAACAAAACCCGUAUCACACAUGCGCAUGUAAUUUUGCACUUCCAAAUAAUUGUGAAAGUUUUAAACUGUUGGCAACUCUGGUCUGUGUCCAAAACAGUUUUUUUAACCUGUUACAAAGAAGCCUGGAUAUGUAAAUACAGAAUGUUCACAAAACA